AACACACAAUCACACCUUAUGGACAAUUGCCUGCAAUUAAAAUGUAUCUUUUUGGAUCGUGGGAGGAAGCCAGAGUGCAGAAAACCCACACAACCAUGGAGAGAACAUUUCAUCUCCAUACAGGAAGGCUGGGGUGAAGAUUCGCACGCUGAACCUCAGAACUGUGAUGAUAAUCUAAUCUAUGGAAUAUCCAUCCAAUAAUUUUCUGAGCUGCUUAUCCUCACAAGGGUCGCGGAGUGCUGGAGCCCAUCCCACCUGUCAUCGGGCAGGAGGCAGGGUACACCCUGAACCAGUUGCCAGAAAAUCACAGGACACAUCAAGAUAAACAGCCACACUCACAAUCACACCUAAGGGCAAUUUAGAGUCUCCAAUUAAUGCAUGUCUUGGGGAUGUGGGAGGAAACCGGACUGCCCAAAGAAAACCCAUGCAGGCACAGGGAUAACAUGCAAAUUCCACACAGGCAAGGAUGGGAUUUGAACCCAGUCCUCAGAACUCUCUAUCCAUCCAUCCAUCCAUCUUCACCGCUUAUCCUCUCGAGGGUUGCGGGGAGUGCUGGAGCCUAUCCCAGCUGUCAACGGGCAGGAGGCGGGGUACACCCUGAACUGGUUGCCAGCCAAUCGCAGGGCACAUGAAGACAAACAGUCACACUCACAAUCACACCUAGGGGCAAUUUAGAGUGUCAAAUUAACACAUGUUUUUGGAAUAUGGGAGGAAACCGGAGUACCCGGACGAAACCCACACAGGCGCGGGGAGAACAUGCAAACUCCACACAGACGGGUCCGGAAUUGAACCCGGGACCUCAGAACUGUGAGGCCAACGCUUUACCAGGUGAUCCACCGUUCCACCGAACUAUCUAUUAUGAUGUAAUAAAUUGAUUAUACAAACGCUAUUUUUUUUUCCGGGCCACACUGUAGUUACGGUUUCUGUCAGAGGGCCAUUAUGACUGUGGAACCAUAAAACUGUUUAAAAAUAUAAUUCACCCAUUAUAUUUUCACAUUCAAUUUAUGAACAAGUUUUGGAAUAAAAAAAUCAAAGGUAAUGGGUUUCUCAACUAUUGUUGAUGUUUGGUCACACAAAAAUGCUUGCAAUAUCUUAACGUCAUCAUUUAUGAUACAACAAUUGGAAAUGUUGGUACAGAUUUAACAAAAAUCAUGGAUGUUGAUGCACAUGAUUUGCCUUCGUGAACCAGCUAUAAUCAUGUGGCCCCCGUGCCUUAAAUGUGACACCUGUAAUGUAGAUAGUUAUCAUGAAAUCAGAUGUGUCAUAGAUAUUCAUGUCCAUCCAUCCAUCCAUCCAUCCAUCCAUCCAUCCAUCCAUCCAACCAUCCAUCCAUUUUCUCAGCUGCUUAUCCUCACUAGGGUCGCAGGAGUGCUAGAGCCUAUCGCAGCUGUCAACGGGCAGGAGGCAAGGUACACCCGGAACUGGUUGCCAACCAAUCAGAGGGCACAUGAAGACAAACAGCCGAACUCACAAUCACACCUAGGGGCAAUUUAGAGUGUCCAAUUAAUGGCAUGUUUUGGGGAUGUGGGAGGAAACCAGAGUGCCCAGAGAAAACCCACGCAGGCAUGGGGAGGACAUGCAAACUCUAUACAGGGAAGGCUGAGAUUGAACCCGGGUCCUCAGAACUGUGAGGCCAAACCUUUCCAGCUGAUCCACCGUGCCGCCUAUAUUAUGUCAUUAUUACAUGUUACCUGAUCUUCAUGGCAGAAAAUGAAUGUUUUCUGUACUAACCAAAGAAAUCCAAAAGGGGGCAAUGUGCACUUUAAAGCGCCACUUCCGGAAACUAGCAACAAGAACAUCCAAUCAAACAACAGUUCAAUUUUUAGUCAGGAAAGACAGAUCCUUUUCUCUCCUACUGUAAGCCGCACUACCUGCACUUUAUUGUCCAUUGUGGGGUUUGUGUUGUAACAACGCCUUGUCUGCAGCUUUUUCGUUGCUUUGGAGCCACAUCUGCCUCUCUUCAACAGCUGUUUGAUGGGCGACCCGGAGGAACAGAGAGAUUGGGUAGAUGUGGCAAAUGAGUUGCUUGGAAAGUGUCACAUUGAGCAGAAGCUGACUAAACUCACAGACUGUGACGCCAAUGUGUUUGCUAGUCUAUAUGAGAACAUCCUGAGAGAGAAGGUUCCAGAUUAUAUUGCAUCACCACGAAGCCAAGAAGAUGACAUCCAUAAUGUUCAGUGUGUCAUUGACUCACUGUCACUGGAUUAUCUCCAGAUCAGUCUCUCGCAUAUCACAGGCGAAAAUGUCAUUCAGGGAGACAAAGAGUCAAUCAAGAACCUUUUGGAUAUCUUUGAAGGCCUCUUGGAAUAUCUCAGCGAGGACAUAUGCGAGGACUCACAGAAUGAUGGGUCACAAAAUGGUGGUCUCCCAAAAAAUGCUGGUGGUGAAGCUGAGUUGCCAACAACCAGAAAUGCCAUUCAACAGAUGGACAAAAAGAUGGAGGGAGAGCAUUUGUCUUCUGAGGGCGGAGAGUCAACUAUGCAGUCGAGUAAGAUGUCACAACAUUCCGGCAACAGUGAACAGUCGGGAUCUCCCAUUGAGGUCAUUGGGCUCACAGUCUCAGCAAGCACAUUCGCAGAUCAACAAGAAGAGGCCGCUGUACAGACCUUAACCACGGAUGCAGUCGUAACCAUGGAUCCAAUCACCACCUCUGGUCCCUCAGAUGACCAGGAUGCACCUUUGGCUGUACCGCAGCACACUGCCAUUGCACUAAACCCACCUACCCAGAGCAACUCCCCCCACCAUACAGACACAUAUGCGGUCAUCCCAGACGCAAAUAUUGCUGGCAGUCUAGAAGGGAAACACAACGCUGCUGCCAUCCAGGCACAUACCUCCAGAGUCGUUUGCAAUGGACUACACUCUCCAACCAUGAGUGAAAAGGGUUCAUCAAGCCAUCGAAGGGCUGACAUUGAGGUAGAGACAGUGGAGCCCACUAAGGGAGGCCCCAAGAGGGUUUUAUUCCACACACAACCAGAUGUCCUCCUCCUCACGCUCCAGGAUGAGAUGUUGGUCACUACCCCGUCUCCACCGGACACAGAGGAAGAGGAGCAAGAAGAACACCAGUGUCCUACUAAGAGUCCACUGGCAGGAAGGCUCCAAAAUGAGACAGGCCUCAGGACCUGGACGGAUGAAGAUGUGGAGGAGGAGAAAGACUUUGAGACACGUUCUCGUCACAGGAAAAGAAACAGGCGAGCAGAAAAAGAACUGCAUCACAUUUCUGAGAAACUCACACAUCGAAUUGAUGAGCUGGAUCAGAUGCUCAAACGUCUUUUGGCCAAUAAUGAUGAGCUUGGUGAAGUCAAAGACAAGGAAGAGGAAUUUGAUGUUAGUGACAACAUCGUGGCGUGUAAUGGCCUGCCCACAGGAACACUUCAAACUAAAUCCAACCAUCGAGCUUGUUCCUCUUUCAUCUCUCCUCUGCCGGGUCAUCGCUCUGUGCAGCAGCACUUUGAGGAUCACAAGGACAUAACUCUGAACAUCUGUAAAGAUGGCCACCAAACUGUGGUCAACCAUGCUUACGAGGCGGAAUUAAUUAGAUUAGAAGGCAAAAAACGAUCAGAUCUCAACAAGGAACGACAAAAAGCUCAGGAAGCCGAGCGAAAGUACAGAGAGGCCAUACUUCAAGACUUUUCCAAACCGCCCAGAAUGAUUCCAUCCACAAAGUACCCGUCGAAGGUCCAUAAUACAUCAGGACGACUACGAAUAGCCAAGAAAAUGCCACCGCUGGAAGUGAAGGAGAAUGAGCUCCUGCCCAUCCUCCUGGAGGAGCUGCCUUUCCUGCACAUCUCCUCCCAUGAACUGGGCCGCAUGUGGCGGCAGCAGAAGCAGCAGGUGGAGCGAAUCCGCGUCCAGGCCUCUGCCCAGAAGCAGCGACGCAGCAGAUCCUCGCAAGAGUUGGAAGAAGCGCAGAGGAAACACGACCUGCUGGUGGGGAUGGUGCACAAACAGCAGGAGCACAGCAGGCGUCUGAGGGACUUUAAAGAGCAGACCCAGCAGCAGAAGUCCACCCAAAGCCGACUGAGAGAACAGCGACAGCAGAUUGCUCGGGCCAGGAAGUAUCAUCAGGACUACCACGUCCAGCAUCGGGCUCGCCUCAUGAAGGCUCGCAUUAACGAGGAGAAGAUGUUUCGUCAACUCUUUGAGGAGGGUUUAGAAGUGCAGAAGGCUCGUCUGAGGGAGCAGAGAGCCUUUGCCGCAGAGCAACGGCUGGAGCACCAGAAAAGACACCAGGACCACAUAGAGUCUAUGGAGAACUACUACAAAGACCAAUUUUCACUACUGGCUGAAAAACUUGCACAAGAGAGACAGGAGCUCCAGAUUCGAAAAAAGGCUCAAGAGAAGCUCCUGCUCAAGAUGAAACGUGACCUGCGUUCCAAGAUGGAGCACGAGAUAGGUGAGCUGCAGAAGAUCAUCAUCCAGAAUGACGAAGACGACCACUUCCAGGAUCUAGAGGUCCAGAGAUUAUGCAACCGAGUCCGCAUGGCGUCUUUCCACUGUCGCAACAACUAUCUGCACUGACUUUCACAUCUGGGACUCUGCUAAAGAAACCAAGUGGGAGGGGGUGGUGUGUGUGUGUGUGUGGGGGAGGGGGGGGCGGCGACUCGAUGGCUGCUCAUAUUUUCCCAAGAGCUUCAUUUGAAUAACUGAAGAAGUCUUGAUAAAUUGUAGUUAAAUUAUGUCCUUAUUGGCUUGUAGCUGGUUACCUGUUCCUUCUUUUGCCAAAUGACCAAAAGAUCCCCCCCCUUCUUUUUACUAUGUGCUAUUAAGUCUUCCUUUAAUGCAUCCACAACUCCAGCAGUUUAUUUAUAUUUUUUAACUUAAAUUGUGCCUUUUUGUGUGUAAAUAUUAAACAGGUGUUGGUGCUUUCCAAUCCAUUGGAUAAUAGCAAUCAAGUCUGAAGAGGAUCAAAUAUAUAGGAUUUAUAUCUAACUGUAAAGGUUUGGUGAAACAUACAAAUUUAGGAGGAAAAUGAACUUCUAUGAAGCUCCCAUCAAUCAUCUAUGAACAUGACUCUAAUGCUGUUGAUUUGUGGGUAAUGUAGUCUCUACUUGAACCAAUAAACCUCAUAUUGCAA
This is a messenger RNA of Syngnathoides biaculeatus (alligator pipefish), 5074 nucleotides long. Its product is annotated as centrosomal protein of 95 kDa-like. NCBI's taxonomy places the organism in Eukaryota, Metazoa, Chordata, Actinopteri, Syngnathiformes, Syngnathidae. Gene Ontology annotation, cellular component: spindle pole; centrosome. The transcript is spliced from 21 exons. The record is from RefSeq and is a predicted model, not a curated record. The coding region runs from base 1975 to 4518 and encodes 847 amino acids.